AUGGAGAAAAUUUGUACCAAUCUUGUGACAGGUGGACAGGGAAAUCCUGAGUGGAAUAGAGGAAAUUCUAGAUCUGUGGUUCAAAAACAAGCAGUCAUAUUGGAAGUUGAUGCGAUGACAACUUUGACAACACAGAUUGUAGCAUUGAAAAAUAUGAUGACAAUGCAUUUCAACACUUUAGCAAAAGGACAGCAGCAAGCUUCGGUGUACAUGGUUCAGCAACAACACAUAUGGGGUUUACCAGGUAACACUGACCCAAAUCCCAAACAAGUGAAUGUCGUGAGUACUCAUAGUGGUCUCUCCUUCGCUGAAUUGGCUCCAAAAGUUAAACCGUUAGAGGUGAAAAGUAAAGAACAAGUUGGGAAAGAAGGUGAAUCCAGCAGACCAAAGGCAGUGGAGGAACCAAAAAUAAAACCUUCUCCUCCUUUCCCACAAAAGUUUAAGAAGAAAAAGGAAGAGAAGUGCUUUGCGAAGUUUAUAGACUUUCUAAAACAAGUACAAAUUAAUUUACCUUUGAUUGACAUUUUGCAAGGAAUACCUAAGUAUGCAAAGUAUGUCAAGGACAUUGUGUCCAACAAGAGAAAGUGGGAUAAGUAUAAAACAGUGGCACUCACUGAGGAGUGCAAUUCCAGAAUCUUGUAUAAAGUUAAGCUUCCAACCAAGCAGAAAGAUUUGGAGAGUUUCAUGGUACAUGUUACUAUUGGCAAGUGUGUGAAUGCAAGAGGACUUUCUAAAUUAGAUGGAGUCAUUGAGUAUGUCUUAGUCCAGGUGGGAUCUUUCAUUUUCCUUGUGGACUUUGUCAUCCUAGACUUUUAUCUAGACCCAAAGGUUUCCUUCAUUUUAGGACGUCCAUUCUUAGCAACUAGAGGGGAUUUGAUAGAUGUAGCGGACAAACAACUCACAAUAAGAGCUCAUGAUAAGGUGGAAGUAUUUGAUGUGGACAACACAUUGACAUUGCCUGCCAUACAUGAAGAGUUAUCUGCGAUACCAGUCCAAGAAGCUCUAGAGGUGCUUAGAAGAAGAAAAAAAGCUAUGGGCUGGCAGAUGGCUGAUCUACAUGGGAUUAUCCCAGCCUUGUGCAUGUAUAGGAUCUUCAUGGAGGAAGGUCAUAAACUAGUCACAAAACCUCAGCAUAGAUUGAAUCCAGUAAUGAAAUAUGUAGUGAGGAAAGAGGUUAUUAUAUGGCUAAAUGCAUGUAUCAUAAACCCCAUCUCAGAUAGCAAAUGGGUAAGUCAAGUGCAGUAUGUGCCUAAAAAGGGUGGAAUGACUGUGAUCACAAAUGAAAAGAAGAAGUUAAUCCCAACUAGAACAGUCAUUGGAUGGAUAAUUUGCAUGGAUUACCGCAAGUUGAACGAAGCUACAAGAAAAGAUCACUGCCUAGUUUCUUUUAUUGAUCAAAUGCUGGACAGAACGUAUGCCUUUAAGCGUAUGCCAUUUGGGCAAUGCAAUGCUCCAUCAACAUUUCAAAAGUAUAUGAUGGCAAUAUUUCAUGACAUGGUCGAAGACUCUAUGGAAAGACUUAUGAAUGACUUCUUCGUCUUCGGGAAAUCAUUUGAUUUGUGUUUGCAGAACUUAGACAAGGCCUUUGAGCUGUUGAAGAAGAAGCUCAUAAAGGCUCCAAUUUUAAUUUCUCCCAAUUGGGAGCUACCUUUUGAGCUUAUGUGUGAUGCUAUUGAUGUAUCAGUAGGAGCAGUCUUGGGGCAGCAAAAAAAGAAUAUCUUUCACUCUAUUUAUUAUGCAAGCAAGAUCCCUGAUUCAGCUCAAGCCAACUACACAGUCACCAAGAAGGAGAUGUUGGCACUAGUUUAUGCAUUCGACAAGUUUAGAUCCUAUCUGAUAGGUACUAAAGUAAUUGUUUACAUUGACCAUGCAGCUCUUAGGUACCUAUUCAACAAGAAAGAUACAAAUCCAAGGCUCAUAAGAUGGAUCUUUCUACUACAAGAGUUUAAUAUUCAGGUCAAGGAUCGCAAGGGAUGUGAAAAUUAA
Molecule: messenger RNA, 1986 nt
Organism: Solanum dulcamara
Lineage: Eukaryota; Viridiplantae; Streptophyta; Magnoliopsida; Solanales; Solanaceae
Exons: 8
Coding region: 1-1986 (661 amino acids)
Source: RefSeq, a predicted model, not a curated record